Molecule: messenger RNA, 1383 nt
Organism: Lactuca virosa
Lineage: Eukaryota; Viridiplantae; Streptophyta; Magnoliopsida; Asterales; Asteraceae
Source: the annotation of a GenBank genome assembly
AUGAGUCUCGGUCAUUGUCUCUCUGUAUCACAUUUAUAUGCAUAUCUGAUAUCUCUGGAUCUAUUGUUCUCGCCUGUUGGAACCCUAACUUUCUCUCCGUUAACAAUGAAGUUUAAGCGUCGGCUGAAAGAUGCAGAAGCGCAAGGCCAGCAAAAUCCAUUUUAUCAUUCGCAGUCUUCAUCAUCCUCGUCGCCUUAUACUUACUACACAGAACAAGGGAUUCGAGCAGGUUUUCCAACCGGAGACUUUAGUGGAGGCCACGGAGGACCGGCGGUUUUUCGAGGACGUUUUGACAUGAGAGAUGCGUUCCAGCGGGAGAUUGAGAAGGAGAGGAUCAGAGAGGAGUUUAUAGCAGAGGAGAUGGCUCGUAAGCGUAUUUUGGAGGAGGUAGUGCGGCAUGAGUUGAUGAUGGAGCGGGAGAUGAUGGCUAUGAGGAGCGGCGGAGGAUUUCCCUCGCCGUAUAUGCCGCUACCACUGCCGGGGAGCCACAAUAACCUAUUUGACGCAGGAAUUUUGCAUCGGCAACCGAUUGGACUGGAGGAGAGAAUCAUAAUUUCUCUUGAUGAAAAGUAUUCCCGCGGCGGUGGCGGUGGCGGCUAUCCAUUGGAAAUUAGGGAUUUUAACGUUCUCCCAUAUCAGCGAUUUGCCGAUGCACCGAUAAUUCAAGAGAUUCCUACGCCUCUCCCAGAGAGCAGCCAAAAGGAAGUCAUUGUUCUGCGUAAGCCCAAAGGUGAGACCCUCACCGGAGCAAAACGGAAACCAACACCACCAGUCGCCGGAGACUCAAGCGGGUCCUAUUCAGACACUUCAAAGAAGAAGAUCAGAGAAGAGUGGAACUGCGCCAUCUGUCAGGUCACUGCCACUAGCGAGCGUGGUUUAAACGAACACCUUAAAGGCAAGAAACACCAAAUGAAAGAAGCAUCUCUGAUAGCCCAGAAAACCGGUGCUAACUGUGGUCUCGGGGUUGCAACCAAAAAACCAGUGGUCAAGUCGGUCAAACUUGAUGUCACAAGAGUCAACCUGAGCUCCAAGGAGAAAAACUCCAAACCCAGAAAGCGUUCACGUUCAGGUAAUCAAACACCAUCAAUGGAUAGCAGUAAAUCAAGCACAAGUUCAAAGAAAGAAGAUGAGAUGAAGGGGGAGAAGAACAGUGAUAAAUUCAAGUUUUGGUGUGAGAUGUGUAAAGUGGGAGCCUUUUCUGAAAAAGUGAUGAAUAAUCAUAAAGAAGGGAAGAAACAUUCUGUCCAACUUGUUGAACUGCUUCAAAAGGGUAAAUCUGUCAUUCCUUGUGACAUUGAGGAGAAAACUGGAACUGAAACAAAGGAGACAGAGGUCAAACUGGUUGAAGAAGAAGAAGAAGUGACCCGUAGAGUUGGUGUCUAA